Daucus carota subsp. sativus is the source of this 825-nucleotide messenger RNA. RefSeq lists its product as uncharacterized. The transcript has 4 exons. NCBI's taxonomy places the organism in Eukaryota, Viridiplantae, Streptophyta, Magnoliopsida, Apiales, Apiaceae. The record is from RefSeq and is a predicted model, not a curated record. The coding region runs from base 1 to 825 and encodes 274 amino acids.
AUGAGUUCUGUUUUCACAAGAAAAUUGGAAGAAAGACCAGAGCUGAUCUUAAAUCAUGAGUUGCAACCUGUGCAUGAAGAUAGUAAAAUACGAUCAGAAUUUGGUAGUUUCUUGGGGACAAUAGGGAGACAAUGUGUACCCCUAGAUUAUGUCAACUGGAGCCGAGUUUCCGAAUCAGAGAAGAAUGGUUGGUGGGAGUUUGUCAAGACAAAGUAUAUCAUUCCGGAGGAGGGAAAAGAUUGGGUUUUAAAGACCAUUUGUGAUGCGUGGAGGAUGUAUAAAAGCCGUUUUAAGGCCGAAUAUUAUACCAAAUAUGACAAUGAUGAGGAUAGAUUGAAGAAUAGGCCGCAGUCAAUUCCUCUUGAGAAAUUCAAGAUUUUGCUACAAUAUUGGGGUGAUGAAAAAAUUAAGUCCACUGCUGUAAAAAAUGCAAAUAACCGAAGAAAGGUCAUUGAUACGCACACUGCUGGCCGUACAUCAUUUGCACAAAUCAGGAAUGACAUGAAAAAGGUCCAGUCGACCCCUGACACACCCACAAAGGCGGACAUUUAUCCUAAAACACGCAAAAAUCAUGAAAAGAAGGCUACUAAAGAUGCUGAGGGAAAUGAUAUUGAGGAGGAAGCAGAUGCAAAUGCAGAAGAUAUGGCUGAAGAAGCAGCAAAGACAGUUGAUGAAAUAGACUCUGCAGCUCAUGGACCAAACUGGCUUGUCGGGAGGAGUGGCAGAACAAGCAAAACACGGAAUAUCACAACACAUAAAAGCAGAAAAGCUGAGGAAUUAGCAACUCUAAGAAAGGAAAUAGCUGCUGAAAUCACUACACCAUAA